This is a messenger RNA of Aplosporella prunicola CBS 121167, 2219 nucleotides long. RefSeq lists its product as uncharacterized. The coding region runs from base 76 to 1962 and encodes 628 amino acids. Gene Ontology annotation, biological process: glutathione biosynthetic process. NCBI's taxonomy places the organism in Eukaryota, Fungi, Ascomycota, Dothideomycetes, Botryosphaeriales, Aplosporellaceae. The transcript has 5 exons. Gene Ontology annotation, molecular function: glutamate-cysteine ligase activity. Gene Ontology annotation, cellular component: glutamate-cysteine ligase complex. The record is from RefSeq and is a predicted model, not a curated record.
CAUAACUGUACCUGCCUGUCACAUCUCUUCAUGCAACGGUAACACAAGUCGUCCAGAGCCUCCAAACCGCAAGCCAUGGGAAAACAGAUCGACGGCGCUUACGUCGAGUGGCCAGAGACCGCGGAGGUCGCGUCGCGGGUCCAAGAUCGCGCAGUCGAGGAACUGCUCGACCUGUGGGAGCAUGGUAAAACAAAGACGGGGUUCCCGCCAUUGUGGGGAGAUGAAGUCGAAUACGCCAUUGUGCGACUCGACUGUGCGGAGAAGAGAGCGGGACUGUCGUCUGAGCAGGCGGCUGUCUUGCGGAGGCUCAAGGCGGCCAGCGAGUCGGGCAGCUCAAAGGAGAGUGAUCAUCGAUGUCUGGACGAUCUCAAACGGGGCAAACACGCAGGCUACACUCCCGAGUUUGCCAGGUACAUGGUGGAGUCGGAGCCUGAGAAGCCGUACGGAAUCUCGGCACGCUCUCUUCUCAGCGUUGAACGGAGCAUGGCUGAAAGACGCAUUGCUAUCAGGAGACAGCUCGAUAUCAACGAGUAUCCUUUCACACUUUCUAUCUUUCCGCGCCUAGGUGCCGACGGAACCGGCGAGAUAGCGCUCGAAGCGUUGACCAACAACAGUCUCAUCAGCCCCGAAGGUCGCUACCAGGCUGCCGGGAUCAAUGUCAAAGCACGACGUGGAACGGAAUCGAACAAUGUUUCCGUUCCAUUGUUCCAAGAUGCGUACAGCUCUCGGUUCCCGGAAGCUCUGUCACCUUCCACCGACCCGGAGCAGAGGCGUGUGGCACUUGACAGCAUGGUCUUCGGUCCCGGCCACUGCGGCUUCCAAGUCACUUUCCAAGGGAGUGACGAAAAAGAGGCACGUAUCCUCCAUGAUCAACUCGUCCCCUUGGGGCCGAUCAUGCUGGCGCUUACGGCUGCCACGCCUAUUUACAAGGGCUUCCUCGUUGACACCGACGCCCGCUGGAACCAGAUCUCUCAGGUUGUCGACGACCGCUCACAGCAUGAGCGUCAGCAGUCUAGAGGUCAACGUCACCCUUCGUGGUUUGCGUGCCAAACAUACAUCGCCCAAGACGAGCGGUUGAGUCCAUCGUACCAACGCGCCGACCUGCCCAUCCACGAGACCGCCAAAGCACGUCUCGAGGCUGCAGGCAUGGACACUCUCCUCGCGCGGCACUACUCGCACAUCCUCGUGCGGGACCCCGUCAUUAUCUCGCGCAACACAGCCGAGUCCGCCCUCUCUGACAACCCGCAAAUCGCCACGCACGAGCACUUUGAAAGCCUCGAAGGCACCGUCUGGCCACACGUCCGCUUCAAGCUGCCCCCAAUCGACAACGCGGGCAUUGGCUGGCGCGUCGAGUUCCGCUCCAUGGAAACGCAGUUCACAGACUUUGAAAACGCGGCUUUCGCCAUCUUCAUGAUUCUGCUGCGUCUCGCCAUCCCGCGCUACAACCUUAAUAUGUAUGCACCCAUCGACAAAGUCCAGGAAAACAUGGACCGCGCGCACGCUCGCGACGCCGUCAAUCAGCAGACGUUCUGGUGGCGUUUGGAUGACCCUAAUGGCACCACUGCAAGCACCGACCAAGAUGCCCCGCCCGUCGAGCUCUCCCUCGACGCCAUCGUCAACGGCUCCCCGCAGAACACUGGCCUUCUUCCCCUCGCUGAGCAGCACCUCCACAGCGCCGCCUUCACCCCCGCUGACCGCGCCCGCAUCGCCCCUUACUUGGAGCUGGUGCGCCGCCGUGCCAGCGGCGAGUUCUGGACCGCGGCGCGCUGGAUGCGCGAGACGGUGCGCGCGCACCCGUCGUAUGCGGGCGACGGGGUCGUGAGCGAGCACGUGUGCUUUGAGCUGAUGGAGAGGGUUGUGAGGAUGGUGGAGGGGGACAGGGCGGAGAGAAUGUUCACUGCGGGGGUUGGAGAGGGGGUGGCUGAAGGGGAGAGAGCCCCGCCGCCGGAGGCUAGACUGUGAUGUCAAGUGAUGCGAGGGAGUUUGGUGGGGUUGUUGAGGUGGGGUGGAGCCAUUCAACUGGCUGAGGGUGGAGUUUAGUGUUAUGGGGGAGGUGGAGUCGUUCUCUUAGAUGGAUGGAGUAGAAUGUAGAUUCGACCACUCGUGUGAAUACUGGAUGACUUGUUCGUUUACAAUGAGCCAAUUUCCUGUGUUUUUUUUGGCAUGGGUUUGUGUAUCCUGCGUAGAUGAAGGUCGUGGAAGCUAGGUGAUCACAUGCG